Molecule: messenger RNA, 2699 nt
Organism: Labrus mixtus (cuckoo wrasse)
Lineage: Eukaryota; Metazoa; Chordata; Actinopteri; Labriformes; Labridae
Product: transient receptor potential cation channel subfamily V member 1-like
Exons: 15
Coding region: 139-2373 (744 amino acids)
Biological process (GO): calcium ion import across plasma membrane
Cellular component (GO): membrane
Molecular function (GO): protein binding; calcium channel activity
Source: RefSeq, a predicted model, not a curated record
GACGCCAUUCACACUACAGUGCUGUCAUCAACUGUCGAAACUACACCUGUCGGGCUGUAGCUCAUCAUAGUUGUUAAGCUACAUGUGGAGGGAAACCGUUUUGACACAUAAUCAAGGCUUGCUUUUUCAACAAAAAAUAUGGAUGGACAGCCACCGGACAAAAUGGAUCCAUACAUGAGCCAAGAAGAGGAAGAAGAUAUUGGUCUGGAUUGGCUUCUUGGGAGAGACAGCCCAGAGAUUGUUCAUGCACCUAUGGAUACCAACAUUUUGAUAUCCGGUGAAUGUUGUGACAAUGUAGACAGAAUUCCAAGUAAAGAAUUCAGCAGAGAGAGAGUCUUUGAAGCAGCAUCCCAGGGCGACGCAAUUCAACUCAAUGGCCUGCUGGACUACCUGAGAGAUAACAAUAAACAACUUACAAGCCCAGAAUUCACAGAUGAAAUAAAUGGGAAAACUGCACUCCUGAAAGCUUUGCUGAAUCUUAAAGAUGGCAAAAAUGACACCAUUGAAGUUCUCCUUGACAUCGCCGAGAAAACUGGAGAUUUGGAAAACUUGAUAAAUGCAUCUUACAAAGAUCCUACCUACAAAGGUCAGACAGCGUUGCACGUUGCUAUCGAGAGAAGGAGCUUUGACCAUGUGAAACUGCUGGUUGAGAAAGGAGCUGAUGUCCAGGCUAAAGCCAACGGGAACUUCUUCCAGAGAAAUGCAGGACUAGGUUUCUAUUUUGGUGAGCUUCCUUUGUCACUGGCUGCCUGCACCAAUCAGCCGGAUAUUGUGUCCUUCCUCAUGGAAAAUCCUCACAGAAGAGCCGACUUGACUGAGAAAGACUCGCAAGGAAACACUGUGUUGCACACCUUGGUGGUCAUCGCAGAUAAUACGAUAGAAAGCACGGAUAUGAUUUCAAUGAUUUAUGACCACAUUCUUAUACAGCACAGCAAACUUGAAAAAAAAACUGAAGUCCAGCUGGAAGAUAUUGAGAAUAAUAAGGGGUAUACUCCUCUGACGUUAGCUGCUAAGCUGGGCAAGAUCGGGCUGUUUAAGCACAUGUUACACCGGGAAUUUACAGAGGAGGAGACGAGGCCACUGUCCAGGAAGUUAGCAGAAUGGGACUAUGGACCUGUUCACUCCUCCCUUUAUGACCUGAAGUCCAUUGAAACUGAUGAAGACCGCUCUGUGUUGGCGAUAGUAGUCUUUGGGAGCGAUAUUCCGAAUCGACCUGAGAUGCUGCAGAUUGAGCCUCUUUGCAGUGUUCUCCAGGGCAAGUGGGACAGGUUUGCUUCCAAGGUAUUCCUGAUGAAUUUCUUGGUUUAUCUGCUAUACGUGUUCAUCUUCACCGCUGUGGCCUUCUACAGAAAGAAAGGACAGCCACCGUUUCCUGUUGAAGAUGUCACAGUUGACUCCGUGCGAUGCAUCGGUGAGAUCAUCUGUGUCCUUGGAGCAGUGUGGAUUUUCUAUAAAACGAUUACCAUGUUCAUUAGGAAGCCCCCAAGGUUCAAGGCUCUAUACAUGGACGGAUUCAGUGACAUCAUGUUUUUCCUGCAGGCUUCACUCCUUCUGAUCUGCACAGUUUUGUACUUUUGUGGGAGGAGAGAGUACGUUGGCAUCCUUGUGCUCUCGCUUGCUUUUGCCUGGAUCAACGUUCUUCACUACUUAAGAGGUUCUAAAGAAAUGGGGAUGUACAGCGUCAUGAUGCAAAGAAUGAUCAUGGUCGACCUUUUUCACUUUCUAUGUGUCUAUAGCGUCUUGCUUAUUGGAUUUUCUGCUGCUAUUGUUGCUCUUCAUGAGGAAACCCCUCGAGGAAAUAAAUCCAAUGGCACCCUGUCACGAGGAAAGGUCAAGCGAUGCAAGAAACCAUGUUACAAUAACAUCCGUUUCACAAUACUGGAAAUGUUCAAGUUCACUAUUGGUAUGGGCGAUCUGGGGUUCACUGACCGGGUUCAGUACAAAGAAGUUUUCUACAUCCUGCUCAUCUUGUACAUAGUUCUCACCUACAUCCUGCUGCUCAACAUGCUCAUAGCCUUGAUGGGCAGCACGGUGGAAAGCGUCUCCAAAGAGAGUGAAAACAUCUGGAACCUGCAGAGAGCCGUUACAAUUCUCGACAUUGAGAGGUCUGUGCCGAGUUUCCUUAGGAGUAAACUGUACUCCGGAGAGACGAACGUGGUGUGUAUCGGAAAUCGAAGAUUUUUCAGAGUGGAGGAAAGGAAUUGGAAACAAUGGACGUCAGAUCUUGGGGGACUCCGGGAGGAAGACCCUGGGGAUCGCAUGAUGAGGCAACAGAUCAACAGCCACACUCCAAGGAGUCGUUGGAGACUAAAUCCACUGUUGCAGAGGAUCCGUGCAAGACGGCACCCACCACAGCAAUCCAGCAUUCCCUAAAUUUAUCACAACAUCCAGCAUUUAACCGGUUAAUAAUCUGAACAUUUUGAUUCUGUUUUUAUGUGGGAAUAAAAGUAACAUUUUGCAUACUACAUGCCAUCUCUAACAAACAGCACACUGUCUCGCUUUAUGCUUCCAAAUAAAUGCCAGCAUAAAGCGAGACACUGGUCGGGAGCACUUCUCAUUUUCUUUACGUUUUACCCUCCUGCUACACAUUCAGGUGUGCAGAGAUUUUUUCAUUUUUACCCCAAUUCCCCUGUUUAAAAGUGUCCUUUUUGUGUAUAAAGUUCACACCUGUAGAAUAAACUUUGUGAUUAAGUGGUGAA